This is a messenger RNA of Pseudozyma flocculosa PF-1, 1503 nucleotides long. RefSeq lists its product as uncharacterized. NCBI's taxonomy places the organism in Eukaryota, Fungi, Basidiomycota, Ustilaginomycetes, Ustilaginales, Ustilaginaceae. The transcript has 6 exons. The record is from RefSeq and is a predicted model, not a curated record. Gene Ontology annotation, molecular function: G protein-coupled receptor binding; ATP binding; G protein-coupled receptor kinase activity. Bases 1 to 1503 code for a protein of 500 amino acids. Gene Ontology annotation, biological process: G protein-coupled receptor signaling pathway; protein phosphorylation; regulation of signal transduction.
AUGGGUGCCGUAUGCUGUAAACCAGAGGUCAUCGACUUCGAUGGUCCCGUCGAUCUGUACCACUUCUACCUCUUGCGAGCCGUCGGCAAAGGCGCGUUUGGCAAGGUCAGAGUGGUUCAGCACAAGCAGACCAAGGACCUGUACGCGCUCAAGUACAUCAACAAGGCAAAGUGUAUGAAGAUGAAGGCCGUGUCCAACAUCAUCCAGGAACGGCGGCUUCUCGAGGAGAUCGAAAGCCCCUUCGUCUGCAACUUGCGGUAUGCGUUUCAAGACGACGAGAACAUGUUCAUGGUUCUCGACCUUAUGCUGGGCGGAGACCUGAGGUUUCACCUGGACCGGACGGGCAACAUGAGCGAAGAGGUGGUCCGCUUCUACGUGGCCGAGCUGGCCGUCGGGCUCGAUUACCUUCAUCGCCUCCAGAUCGUCCAUCGCGAUCUCAAGCCGGACAACGUGCUGCUCGACGAAAAGGGCCACGCCCACCUCACCGACUUCAACAUCGCCGUCCACUUUUCGCCGCGGCGGCCUUUGACCAGCAUUGCCGGCUCCAUGGCCUACAUGGCGCCCGAGGUGCUCGCCAAGCGCGGCUACCUCUCGUCGGUCGACUGGUGGUCUUUGGGUGUCGUGGCCUACGAGCUCCUCUUUGGCAGGCGUCCCUUCCGCGGCAAGACCAACUCGGCCCUCACACAUUCGAUCCUCAACGACAAGUGCAACUUUCCCGAGAAUGUCGAGAGCAUCGUCAGCCGCGAGACGAUCAGCUGCAUUCGCGGCCUGCUGGAACGCGAUCCAAAGAAGCGGCUCGGGUGCAAAAGCGGCAUCGACGAAUUCAAGGCGCAUCCCUGGUUCGCCUCCAUCGACUGGCCUGCGCUCGAGGCAAAGACCCUCACGCCGCCGUUUGAGCCAGAUAGCAAGAAGGCCAACUUUGACGCGACUCACGAGCUCGAGGAGCUGCUGCUGGAAGACAACCCGCUCAAGGCCAAGAAGCGCAACGAGAAUGCAGACCUGAGCUCGAUGCCACCAGAGAUGAGGCAGAUGGAGGAAUACUUCCUCCCCUUCGAUCACCUCAAGCAGCGGCGGAAGUCGUACUUCAAGCGACCCACGCAGACGGACCCGCACACGGUCUCGCAGAUGUCGAGCCACACCCUGCAGGAUCAGCCGUUGGCCGAGACGCAGCCACGCCUGAGUCGGCCUUCGUCUCGGGCACCCAGCCCCGGUACCUACUCUGCGUACCAGGAGAAGGAUGGCCAGGCUGCGGGGCCCGCGUCGGCAUCGGCGGCCGGCGGCUCGGCGCUCGGCGCAGGACUUCACGCCUACCCGCCCAGCGGCCACGUCGAGGAGCGCGAGGUCAUGGCCGAUACGCCACACCUCGAUCGGAGAAGCCACUGGCAGAACGGCAACCCGGGCACGGGCGCGCCAGGACACGGCGACGCCUACCGCACUGCAGGUGGCGGAGCCAACGGCAACGGCAUGGCAUCCUACGACGAGAAAGUCGGCUUGGCCUCGUGA